GAAAUGCUGAAUCUAGUAGCGUUUGCAGCGGCGCUAAGUUCACGCGCGCCUUGUUUAUAACUGUUUAUACGCUCUCUUUUCGUUAAAUAUGUAGCUAUAAAUAUUAUAUUUACAAAAAGAAAUAUUUUUUUUAUUAUUCUAGCGUGUUGGUUUUAUCUUACAGCUGAAAAAUAAGCAGUAAUCGGCUAGAAACUAAUAAAGCCAGUGUAAACAGCGUCAUGGCGGCUGCUGGAGCAACGAGCGUGGGAGAUAUCGAAGAGGACGCGUCGCAGCUGUCCUUCCCCAAAGAGUUUGAAAACGCGGAGACUCUCCUGAACUCAGAGGUACACAUGCUCCUGGAGCACCGGAAGCAGCAGAACGAGAGCGCUGAAGAUGAGCAGGAGCUCUCCGAGGUCUUCAUGAAGACGCUGAACUACACGGCCCGCUUCAGCCGCUUUAAGAACCGGGAGACCAUCGCCAGCGUGCGCAGUUUACUCCAGCAGAAGAAACUACAUAAAUUCGAGCUAGCGAGUUUGGCCAAUCUGUGUCCUGAAGCUGCAGAAGAAGCGAAAGCACUCAUUCCUAGCUUGGAAGGUCGAUUCGAGGACGAAGAGCUGCAGCAGAUUCUGGAUGAUAUUCAGACCAAAAGAAGUUUUCAGUAUUGAUUUGUUGCUGUGCUGUCACACACGACCCUGUGCCCUGCGUAAAGACUGGUUUUUUGUUUUGUUUCCCGACUUUGUGUUAUUUCGAACAGAUUGAGCCUGCAUUCCAGAUGUUUUAGUACUGACUGUAAAAAUAAAUUUGAUGUCUUUGUAAA
Molecule: messenger RNA, 796 nt
Organism: Clarias gariepinus (North African catfish)
Lineage: Eukaryota; Metazoa; Chordata; Actinopteri; Siluriformes; Clariidae
Gene: polr2d
Product: RNA polymerase II subunit D
Exons: 4
Coding region: 219-644 (141 amino acids)
Biological process (GO): mRNA export from nucleus in response to heat stress; positive regulation of translational initiation; nuclear-transcribed mRNA catabolic process, deadenylation-dependent decay
Cellular component (GO): P-body; RNA polymerase II, core complex
Molecular function (GO): translation initiation factor binding; nucleotide binding
Source: RefSeq, a predicted model, not a curated record